Molecule: messenger RNA, 3081 nt
Organism: Salarias fasciatus (jewelled blenny)
Lineage: Eukaryota; Metazoa; Chordata; Actinopteri; Blenniiformes; Blenniidae
Gene: piwil2
Product: piwi-like RNA-mediated gene silencing 2
Exons: 23
Coding region: 1-3081 (1026 amino acids)
Molecular function (GO): protein binding; RNA binding
Source: RefSeq, a predicted model, not a curated record
AUGGAUCCAAGCAAACCCCCUGACUCCAGCGAUAAGCCAGGCAUCCCCUGGUUGGGACGUGGAAGAGGACUCCAGCCUCAAGAUUUGGCUGUAGGACGCGGUAGGGGGCAGCUGCUCUUGACAGAAAGCCAGACUGUAGGACAAGCCAGAAGUUUUUCCACUCCUGGUGAUCACCCACAUGGACGGGGAGUGACACUUCCCAUGACAACGUACCCCGUUAUUGGACGAGCUAGAGGUCUGUUGGCACCUCAUGAUCAGUCUGUUGUUGGCCUAGCCCGGGGUCUGCUCCUCUCUGCACCUGAACCACAGAUAGGUGUAUCCACGACUGUUGCCUUGCCAGCACAGGGUCAAAGAACGCUGGUGUCCAUGUUCAGAGGAAUUGGUCUCGAGCCGUUGACUUCACGGGGAAGAGGAGACCGACCUGUUGGUAGGGGAUUUGUGGGCGACACAAAAUUUCCAGGUGCCUCAGUGAGUGUUGUCAGCAGCCCCGAGAGUGUUGGCCAGGCUGGAGACACAAUGAGUAAAGGCAGCAGUGUUGUUCUUGGUCAACCUUCUCCGCCGAGUAUGGGCCAGGGACGAGCAGCACCUUCACAGCUCACAGUAGGAAGAGGGCUUCCUAUGCUGUCCUCUUUCCCUCCAGGUCAGGUUGGAGCUCUGUCUUCAACAGUUGCUCCCCAACCAGCCCCUCACCCUCAUCCUCCUGAAUCAGGAACUGAGCCCACAACUCCAGACCCACCUCAGCUUUCUGAAGAUGAGCCAGGAAAGACGGCGUUGACAAUGGAGGCGAUCAGUGAGCCACCAAAUAAAGCUGGAACUAAAGGAGCUCCUUUAACGAUUGGAUCGAACCACAUCCCUGUCCGGUGCAGAAAUGAAGCAGUCUAUCAGUACCAUGUUACAUUUACUCCUCCAGUAGAGUCCAUGUCCAUGCGGUUCGGCAUGAUGAAAGAACAUCGCCCCACUACCGGGGAAGUGAUGGCUUUUGAUGGCUCCAUACUGUACCUGCCUGUGAAACUGAAAGAUGUGGUGAUUCUCCAAAGUGUGCGAUUGACCGACAACGAGAAAAUCCAGAUCAAAAUCCAGAUGACCAAGAUUUUGCCACCGAACUCUGACCUUUGCAUGCCCUUCUACAAUGUGGUGAUCAGGAGGAUAAUGAAAAUCCUCGGACUGAAGCUGGUGGGACGAAAUCACUACAGUCCUGAAAAUGCCGUCAUUCUCGGGAAACAUCGGCUUCAAGUGUGGCCAGGUUAUGAAACCUGUAUGAAGCGCACAGACGGAGGGAUCUACCUGUCUGUGACAGUCUCUCACAAAGUCUUGCGAAACGACUCUGUACUGGAUGUUAUGAAUCUGUUGCACCAACAGAGCAGGGAGAACUUCAAAGACGAAUGCACCAAAGAGCUCGUCGGCUUCAUCGUCAUCACCCGCUACAACAACCGUACCUACCGCAUCGACAACAUUGAGUGGAACAAGUCACCCAAGGACACCUUCACUUUGAUGGAUGGCAGCAAGACCACCUUUGUUGAAUACUACAGCAAGAACUAUGGGAUUACAAUCAAAGAGCUGGACCAGCCCUUACUUAUUCACAGGCCAAAGGAGAGAUCCAAGCCAGGAGGGAAGCAACUCAUCACAGGGGAGAUCCUUUUAGUGCCCGAGCUUUCCUUCUUGACAGGCAUUCCUGAAAAAAUGAAGAAAGACUUCCGAUUCAUGAAGGAUUUGACUACACACAUCAACGUGACCACUGAGCAGCACCUCCACUCGUUGAAUCAGCUUCUGAAGGACAUCAGAAGCAGUGCAGAGAGUGUGCAGGAACUGAGCCGAUGGGGACUGGAGUUGAACUCGGGCAUUGUGUCGGUUCAAAGUAGAAUUCUGCCAGUUGAGUCCAUCUGUCUGCGGUCUUCAGUCUACGCGACUGGAUCCAAUGCAUCUUGGGCCAGGGAGGUUGUGAAUGACACUUCAAUCAGUUCUGUCCCCCUGAACACCUGGGUCAUCAUUCACCCUCGACACUGCGUACAGCAGGCCGACGAGUUGGUUUCCACCUUCAACAAUGUGGCCAGGCCCAUUGGGUUCCAGCUGGGGCGGCCCAUCCGUCUGACGCUGCAGAAUGAUCGGACCGACACGUACAUCAGCAUGAUCCAGCAGCAGCUCACCAGUGAGCCCAAUUUGCAGCUUGUGGUGUGCAUCUUGGUUGGAAACAGAGAGGAUCUCUACAGCGCCAUCAAGAAGCUGUGCUGUGUGCAGCAUCCCAUCCCAUCGCAGGCAAUCAAUAUCAGUACAAUUUCCCAGAAACCGAAACUGAGAAGCAUUGCUCAAAAGGUGCUCAUGCAGAUGAACGCCAAACUGGGAGGAGAACUGUGGACCAUCAGCAUUCCUCUGAAAAACAUGAUGGUGAUUGGAGUUGAUGUCCACCACAACACCAGCAAGAACCGCCAGUCCGUCAUGGGUUUUGUUGCCAGUGUGAACGGUGCACUGACCCGCUGGUAUUCCAGAGUGACUUUCCAGAGGCCCAACGAGGAACUGAUCUGUGGCUUCAGGGUUUGUUUUCUCGCUGCCCUGCGGAAGUAUUACGAGGUGAACCACAACUUGCCGGACAAGAUUGUGGUGUACCGGGACGGCGUGUCUGAAAGCCAGCUGAAGGCCGUGGAGCAGUACGAGAUACCACAGCUGAUCACCUGCUUCAAGAACUUCACCGACUACGACCCCAAACUCACCUUCAUCGUGGUCCAGAAGCGCAUCAGCACCACGCUGUACUCUACCGCCAGAGGAAUUGGCCCCCCUCCACCGGGAACCGUGCUGGAUCACACCCUCACCAGUCAAAACUGGGUGGACUUCUUCCUGAUUUCCCAUCACAUCAUUCGAGGCUGUGCGGUUCCCACACACUACGUCACCUUACACAACACGGCAAACCUCCCACCGGACCAUUUGCAAAGGCUGACGUUCAAGAUGUGCCACCUGUACUGGAACUGGCCGGGAACCAUCCGCGUCCCGGCGCCCUGCAAGUACGCACACAAACUGGCCUACCUGGCGGGCCAGUACCUGCACUCAGAGCCGGCCAUCCAGCUCUCAGAGAAGCUGUUCUUCCUCUGA